AUGAUAUCACGAAAAGGACAGAAAGCUAUUAAUGAAGGAGUGGUUGGGAAAUAUGUAAAAAAAGACACUCCUCCAGAUCUACCAAUUAUAAAUGUGUGGACCACGGGCAACAAUAGAAGACCUCGGAGCCAACCAUUUGGAGCAAGCGAUGGCGGUUCCCAGGGUCUAGAAAAUAAGUUUGGUAAAGCUCAAACUAUGAGCGGCCAUGCAGGAAAAUACACACCUAGUGAAUCUGUGCCAAAUUUAGCUCAUAGAUUUGCUAGUCUUUCAACAAGUGAUGCUGCUAGUUCAUCCAGUAAUUAUAAUUCUCAAUAUCAUUUGGACCUGAACAUGGCAUCACACUCAACUCUUAAUGAAGUGGAUGAUUCUUUUAGCAGGCAACCUAGCUACAGAUAUUACAGGCAGCAGCAACCUGAAGAUCCUAUUUAUCAAAAUCAGCAACAGGUGCAGCAACAAAAACAGCAGCAGUACAGCUCCAGGGAAUCAAGUAUGCCUCGGAUUUCAUCAAAUCUUAGCAUAACACCAAGAUUACACCCUCCUUCUCCUCAUUCUAUUCACCUUCAUACUUGUACGGACUCAUACACCACUGUCAGUCAAUCUUCACCAAUAUAUUCCAAUUAUGUCAAUGCAUCUGCCUUACCUUACCACAAUAAGGGCCCAGGCAGUAGCAUCAUCUCUACAAAUCAAGGUUCUGAUGAAUGUGAACUGCCAUUACCGCCAGGGUGGUCCGCUGACCGUACAUUACGUGGACGAAGAUAUUACAUGGACCACAAUACGCAGACAACGCAUUGGACCCAUCCUUUAGAGAGUGUGCCGCAGCCAUGGCAAAGAGUGUCUACGCCACAUCAUGGAGUAUAUUAUUUUAAUGAAAUUACUCACCAAACGACGUACGCGCAUCCUUGCCUGGUUGGAGGUUGUUACUUGGUUAGCCCGCUUGUUCCAACCCUCGUACCGCCUUAUCUUCUAGAGGAGAUACCUCACUGGCUAAUUGUUUAUUCGAAAGCGGAUCAAGAAUUGGAUCAUAAGCUACGUUGGAACAUGUUUCGGCUAAGUGAGCUUGAUUGCUACUCGGAUAUGUUGACACGCCUUUACAAGCAGGAAUUACAGCUUAUUGUCAUGAAGUAUGAGAGAUACAGAUCAGCAUUAUUACAAGAGCUAGAAAGAAGGAGACGGGCCGUUACUUAUCAUGCACAUCAAAACUAC
Iphiclides podalirius (scarce swallowtail) is the source of this 1203-nucleotide messenger RNA. The record is from the annotation of a GenBank genome assembly. Lineage: Eukaryota; Metazoa; Arthropoda; Insecta; Lepidoptera; Papilionidae.